AUGUCCCGUAAGACCACGCUUAAUCGCACGGUGAAAUUUAUGUUGGUUCUGUUCGGUAUUUGGCCGGGCAUGUCCUGCGGUCUUAUCUGCAGGCUAUUUUGGAUCGUUACAUUAAUAUUCGUCGAGUACUGUCAUUACCUUUACUUUGUGUCGCAUAUAUAUACCGCCGAGUUUCUCGAUAUGGUGGACUGCAUGUGCAGUUUUAUGGCAUACGCCAAAGUGAUAAUGAGGAUUAUCCUGUUUUGGAUGAAUCAACAAAACAUCAUCGUGUCGAUCCUGUCGAUGAUGUCAAACGAUUGGGAUGAUUGUGCCAAGAGCGACGUCGCGCUUCGAGAGACAAAAUACAAGGCGAAAAUAUCGGAUCGUCUUAUAAACUCGAUAUUCAUGCUUCAUGCGAUGGCAGCCUGCGCGUAUGGUUCCGGAACUAUCCUGAAUAACGUUGAAGUCACCAAUCGAACGGAGGAACUGCCCUAUAUCGACAAGUUAGAUAUCCCCUUCGACGUUAACACGCAACUCAUGUACAGAAGCAUAUUAUUCGCAGAAUUCUUCGUUAUGACCUCUAUCUGCUGGUUAGCUGGUGUGACGAACGUAUUAUUGUUGAGUCUAACAUUGCAUGCCGCUGGCCAGAUGGACAUUCUUCGUAACUGGUUCACGCAACUUGUACCCCGUGCAAAACAGAUUAAACACGAAUCGACAGUCAUUAUCCUGAAACGGAUCGUACAGAAGCAUCAGAAAAUCAUCGAUUUUUCAGAAUGCAUCGAGAGUCUCUACACGCGGAUUGCGUUUCUGAUAUUCACGUCAAACAUGACAAUGAUUUGUUCAUUGGGCUUUGUGAUCGUAACGGCAAUCGGCAGUCCCAACGCAGUUGAACAGAUAGUGCGGUCGCUUUUAUUCUACACCAUAACAAAUCUAGAAGCGUUUAUAUUUUGCUUCGCUGGGGAAUAUCUGAGCAACAAGAGCAAAUUGGUCGGCAUCGCAGCUUACAACACACCUUGGUAUGCUUUGGCGCCCAGUGACAGCCGAGUUAUGUUGAUUAUUAUAUUAAGAUCGCAAAAGAAACUGACGCUCACAGCAGGCAAGAUGGUGGAUCUAUCCCUAGAAUCCUUCGCGAAUAUCAUGAAAGCCUCUGGAUCUUACUUGUCGGUGUUGUUGGCGAUGCAAUAA
Messenger RNA from Dinoponera quadriceps, 1164 nucleotides. RefSeq names its product odorant receptor 13a-like. Gene Ontology annotation, biological process: detection of chemical stimulus involved in sensory perception of smell; sensory perception of smell. NCBI's taxonomy places the organism in Eukaryota, Metazoa, Arthropoda, Insecta, Hymenoptera, Formicidae. The record is from RefSeq and is a predicted model, not a curated record. The coding region runs from base 1 to 1164 and encodes 387 amino acids. The transcript has 6 exons. Gene Ontology annotation, molecular function: olfactory receptor activity; odorant binding. Gene Ontology annotation, cellular component: plasma membrane.